This is a messenger RNA of Salarias fasciatus (jewelled blenny), 569 nucleotides long. Its product is annotated as stonustoxin subunit beta-like. The record is from RefSeq and is a predicted model, not a curated record. Lineage: Eukaryota; Metazoa; Chordata; Actinopteri; Blenniiformes; Blenniidae. The annotation marks the transcript as partial. Gene Ontology annotation, molecular function: protein binding. The transcript has a single exon.
CAUCAUCCUCACAGAUUUGAUGACUGUCCUCAGCUGCUGUGUAGAAAUGAUCUGAGUGGUCGAUGUUACUGGGAGGUCGAGUGGAGCGGACCUGUUUCUAUAUCAGUGAGUUACAGAGGAAUCAGAAGGAAAGGAGACAGUGAGGAGUGUAGGUUUGGAAGGAAUUAUCAUUCCUGGAGUCUGGAGUGCUAUGGAGGUUACUCUGUCUGUCACAAUAACAGAGAAACACUCCUCUCCCUCUCCUCCUUCUCCUCCUCCUCCUUCAUCUCCUCCUCCGCUUACUCCUCCUCCGCCUCUGGUAGAGUAGCAGUGUAUGUGGACUGUCCUGCUGGCUCUCUGUCCUUCUUCAGAGUCUCCUCUGACUCUCUGAUCCACCUCUACACCUUCAACACCACAUUUACUCAACCUCUGACUGCUGGAUUUGGACUCUUGGACUCUGGUUGUUCAGUGAGUCUGUGUCCUCUGUAGAACGGAUGUCUCUGUCUCUGACAGCAGGGAGGAGGAGGAGGCUGUCAGAAGGUGGGAGGGGCCUCUCAGAAUGUGGGAGGGACCUAUUAAGUGGGAGGGGU